Effrenium voratum is the source of this 1470-nucleotide messenger RNA. NCBI's taxonomy places the organism in Eukaryota, Dinophyceae, Suessiales, Symbiodiniaceae. The record is from the annotation of a GenBank genome assembly.
AUGGUGGGCAUAGAUCAUCGCAUCAAUCGAUAUUGGAAAUCGAAAAAAUUGAUCGAACCAUCUCUGCGUCAAAUCCGCUAUUUCAUCGCCGUCGCCAAUGCCGGCCAGGUCUCGCGCGCGGCCAAGGAUCUGAACGUGUCGCAAUCUGCGGUGACGGCGGCCAUCAAACAGCUCGAGGAGAUUAUCGGCGCCUCCCUGUUCGAGCGCCAUUCUUCCGGCGUGACGCUGACCUAUGAAGGCAAUUUGUUUCUCGAACAUGCGGUGCACAUUUCAGCCGCCGUCGACGAGGCGGUGCGGCUGCCGACGCGCAUGCGCGACAAUGUCACCGGCACGCUGCGCCUUGCGACGACCUACACCGUGGCCGGCUAUUACGCGCCGCCCUUCGUUGCGCGCUUUGCCCGCAACUUUCCCAACAUCGACAUCAAGAUGACCGAGACGCCGCGCGGCGAGAUCGAGGAAGGGCUGGUGACCGGCCAGUUCGACCUCGCCGUGAUGCUGACCUCCAACAUCGUCAACCAGGAGGGGAUCGCCUAUGACACGCUGCUGCGCUCGCGGCGGCGCCUGUGGCUGCCCGCGCAGCACCCGCUUCUGAUGAACCCGUCCAUCUCGCUUCAGGAUGUGGCCGAGGAGCCCUACAUCAUGCUGACGGUGGACGAGGCGUCCAACACCGCGCAGCGCUACUGGAACCGCACGCGCUACCGCCCCAGGACCAUCUUCCGCACGUCUUCGGUGGAGGCGGUGCGCUCGAUGGUGGCAAACGGCAUGGGCGUCACGGUCCUGUCGGACAUGGUCUACCGGCCCUGGUCGCUGGACGGGCGGCGGGUGGAGGUGGUGGCGCUGGCCGACCAGGUGCCGAGCAUGGAUGUGGGCCUUGCCUGGGCGGCCGACGCGGAACUGGACGAAGCGGCGCGCGCCUUCGUCGACUUCAUGCAUCUGGGCAUGGAUGGCGACGAGCCGGCGCUGCGCAAAAUGCCGGCCAACACGGCAAAGCGUAUCGUCGGCAAGAUCGAAGCUUAUGCCAUCGACCCGGCCGCCCAGGCCAACAAUGUCAAGGCUCUCAAGGGCACCGAUGCGAUCCGGCUGCGGGUCGGUCACUGGCGCGUGGUCAUGAUCGACGGCGAGGUGACCAUCAUGGAUGAUAUGAAAGAUACCGUCACCAUCCCGCGCGCCGAGUAUGAGGCGCUGAUCGCGGCGCGUGACGACCAUGAAGACAUGCAGGCCGUGGCCGACCAUCUGGCCGACCCGCAAGAGGGCCUGCCGCACGAGUUGAUGAAGCGGCUGAUCGACGGUGAAAGUCCGCUCAGCGUUUACCGGCAAUGGCGGGGCUUCAACCAGUCAUCGCUGUCCAGAGCCUCCGGCGUCAACCGCGUGCAGAUCGCCGACAUCGAAGCGGGCCGAAGCAAGGGCUCGGUGGCGACACUCAAGAAGCUGGCCGAAGCUUUGAACGUCUCGAUUGAUGAUCUGGUUUGA